Messenger RNA from Quercus lobata, 1310 nucleotides. Its product is annotated as WAT1-related protein At3g30340-like. The record is from RefSeq and is a predicted model, not a curated record. Lineage: Eukaryota; Viridiplantae; Streptophyta; Magnoliopsida; Fagales; Fagaceae. Bases 160 to 1248 code for a protein of 362 amino acids. Gene Ontology annotation, cellular component: membrane. The transcript is spliced from 6 exons. Gene Ontology annotation, molecular function: transmembrane transporter activity.
UUCUAAAAAGGGGUUGAUGUGUUGCAGAUUCUUAUUCAUGUACAUUCCCAUUUUGGAGUGGUUUUGCCUAUAAAUCCAAGCACACAAAUAGGCCUUAUUAUUGCAUUGUGUUUCUAAGCAAGAAGGUAGAAGAGAGAGUAGGCUGUGCAUCUAGUUAAGAUGAACUGCUCUAGAGAAUGGAAGCCUGUAGUUAUCAUGUUAGCUGUUAGUUUCGCACUGGCUGUGGUGAAUUUGUUUCUUAAGAAGGUUCUUGAUGAAGGAAUGAACCAAUUAAUUAUUGUUACAUACAGACAAUCAAUUGCUGCUAUUUUCUUGGCGCCUAUUGCCUACUUCUGGGAAAGGAAAAGUAGACCAGAACUUACAGCUCGUAUAUUAUUUCAAUUUUUCUUAAGUGCUCUAAUCGGAGUAACAUUCACGCAAUACUUCUUCCUUCUUGGACUCCAAUACACAUCUGCCACAUUCGCCUGUGCUUUCUUGAACAUGGUGCCUAUUAACACAUUUCUAUUGGCACUUCCAUUUGGUCUAGAGAAAGUAAACUUGAAAAGCAAAGGAGGGAGGGCUAAGGUGUUAGGUACUCUGGUAUGCGUCAGUGGUGCUUUGUUAUUAACCCUUUACAAAGGAAUACCCUUAAGCAAAACUCAUUCACAAGCCUUAACUCACAUAACAAACCAUGGCAUGUUGAUUCCAGCUACAAGAGAGAGGUGGGCCAUUGGUUCGAUAUUUUUGGUUGCAGGCUCCCUUAUGUGGUCUUCAUGGUUCCUCAUACAAGCAAGGAUUGGCAAAAGAUAUUCAUGCCAAUAUUCAAGCACAGCAAUUUUGAACUUCUUUGGUGCCAUUCAGUCAUGCAUCUUGAGUUUGAUCAUCAAGAGGAACCUGGCCAUGUGGUUUUUGAAAGGGAGUUUAGAGAUACUAAGUGUCGUGUAUGCUGGGAUGGUGGGAUCAGGCUUGUGCUAUGUGGCAAUGUCAUGGUGUCUCAAACAAAGAGGUCCAGUCUUCACAUCAGCAUUUACCCCCUUGAUACAGAUAUUUGUAGCCAUCUUUGAUUUCUCUGUCUUGCAUGAACAAAUGUACCUUGGAAGUAUCUUGGGAUCUAUCCUAGUUAUAAGUGGCAUGUAUGUUCUUUUAUGGGGCAAAAGCAAUGAGGGAGCAGAAUGUGCAAAGCAAGGCCAAGUAGCUGAAGAAGAUCCAAAAUGUAAUCCAAUGUUACCUGUCACAAAUCAACCCAAAGGUGUCGUUGACCAGUUAUGAUUAGUUGUAAUCUAAUUCACCCACCUAUAAUUUGCAAUCUCACCUGAGUGAGUAUUUAACAU